Messenger RNA from Phyllotreta striolata, 369 nucleotides. Lineage: Eukaryota; Metazoa; Arthropoda; Insecta; Coleoptera; Chrysomelidae. The record is from the annotation of a GenBank genome assembly.
AUGGAGCAGUGGUUCAAAAGCCAAUACGACGUUUUUUACUAUAGAAAUAAAUCCCUCAAAAUCACCAGCACGCUGAAAACGUUGUUUUAUUCGAACAACAGCGACUUGCGGAACGGCCUAAUCGAAGACAGCCAUGUCGUCGUGAGCAGCAGUGAUAAUAGAAAGACUAGUGAUAAUGCGAGUGGGAAGAAGAAGAAGACCGGCGAAGGAGGCAAGGAGGAGACGAUAUGGAGAAGGAUGAGCUGGCAGAGCUACAGGAAGAGGAAGCAGAAGCGGGAGGAAGAGAAAACCAAGCCUGUGAUCGCAGCCGUUUUAAGAACGUACGAUAAAAGACCAGUAGUGACUCGCGAAAAUUCGUUGUGGCUGUAA